CCCCCUUUGCCAGUUUCCGAGAGGAACCUUUUUCACGUUGCGGUGCAGUUGAAACCCGGGACCAAUAUCGGCAGCACAAUCCGGAACAGUCAACAUGGCGGCGGCCGCAAGGUACCUCGGUAGAGUCUUGAUACAUCAUCAAAGGCAUAGUCUCUGCAAGAUGGCUCACCAGGCAGCUCUUUACCCCUGUCCUCUAAACAGUCUCUUGCCCAACAGACAUUUUGCUGCUGCUGCUGCUGCUGCUGCUGCAAAGUCUGCAAGAAAAAAUAAAAAAGGUGCCAAGGAAAAGACAUCAGAUGAAAAACCAGUCGAUGAUAUAGAGAAAAUAAAGUCAUAUACCUACAUGGAAAGUGAGCCUGAAGACGAUGUCUAUUUAAAACGCUUAUACCCACGGCGGAUCUAUGAAGUAGAGAAAGCUAUUCACUUACUUAAGAAGUUUCAAGUCCUGGACUUUACCAAUCCAAAGCAAGGUGUUUAUCUUGACUUAACAUUAGAUAUGGCAUUGGGAAAAAAGAAAAAAGUGGAACCAUUUGCCAGUGUUAUUGCUCUCCCGCACCCUUUCUCGUCAGAAGUCAACAAAGUCGCUGUGUUUACAGGGAAUGCAUCAGAAAUUAAAAUAGCAGAAGAAAAUGGAGCUGCGUUUGCAGGAGGAGCAGAUCUAGUUAAGAAGAUCUUGGAUGACGAGGUUGUUGUGGACUUUUAUGUAGCUGUUCCAGAAAUAAUGGGUGAACUUAACCCGUUAAGGAAGAAACUGAAAAAAAGAUUUCCAAAGGCUACUAGAAAUUCUAUUGGCCGUGACAUCCCCAAAAUGCUUGAAUUAUUUAAAACUGCACAUGAAAUUAUGGUAGAUGAAGAAAGGCAGAACUUCCUCAGCACCAAAAUAGCAACGUUGGAUAUGCCAAGUGACCAGUUAGCUGCCAAUCUUCAAGCUGUCAUAAAUGAGGUGUGCAGGCACAGACCACUGAAUCUGGGUCCAUUUGUGGUCCGUGCCUUCCUUCGCAGUUCCACCAGUGAAGGUUUGCUACUGAAGACUGACUCGCUCUUACCCAAAGAGGCUGGAACCGCAGAAGCUGGAACCACAGAAGCUGCCUAGAAGUGUUGUAUUGUGAUAUUAUUGGGGAUGUGUAGACCCCCAAUAUUGUGUGUCAAGAAACAACAAAGACGUCUAUAAAACUGUAUAAUUUCUC
Molecule: messenger RNA, 1187 nt
Organism: Rattus rattus (black rat)
Lineage: Eukaryota; Metazoa; Chordata; Mammalia; Rodentia; Muridae
Gene: Mrpl1
Product: mitochondrial ribosomal protein L1
Exons: 9
Coding region: 95-1093 (332 amino acids)
Biological process (GO): translation
Cellular component (GO): mitochondrion; large ribosomal subunit
Molecular function (GO): RNA binding; structural constituent of ribosome
Source: RefSeq, a predicted model, not a curated record